AUGGGGGACCCAAUUAGUAACACAACCCUAGCUCAAAGCCCUACUCCACUACUCCCCAACACCAUUAAACCUUCUCAUUUCCCUUCUCCUCCUCCUCUUCCUCUUCGUCCUCCUCCAUCAAAGAUCCAAAAAGCUCUUCACCCUGUUUCCAUUAUCUCAUACAUCCUCUCCCUCCCACUUAUUGCCACCAGCAUUUGGCUCCUCUAUACUAGAGACUAUGGUUGCGAAGAUCUCCUUCGAAUGCCUCGGCUUCGAUUUGGCAUGGGCCUCGGUCUUUUGAUGUUGUUCUUGCUAAGCAAUGCAGUUGUGUCUAUAACUUCUCGGCGUCUUCUGUUACCAGGGUUCUUACUUAUGGUGGUUUCAUUGAUUAUUAUGUUCACAGUGGGGUUGGCACUUGUUGGAAACUAUAAGAUGGAGAAUAGAGGGGUGCCUGCUUCACCAUUAUGGUUGCAGAAUAGGGUGGGAAAUGAAGAUGUCUGGAUUAAUAUCAAGACUUGUAUUUUUCAGUCUGAUAUUUGCACUGAUCUUACUUCUAGGACUGUGCAGCUCAACUCUGUGGAAUUCAGCAUGAACAGAUUUUCACCUAUUGAGUCUGGAUGCUGUACACCUCCUGUAUUAUGUGGAAUGGGGUAUGUGAAUGCAACUUAUUGGGAGCCUCCUCAAAAUAAGGGUGUCAACAACAGUAAAUCAAGUUCUGAUUCAGGAACACAAGUUACACCGGAAGAUUGCAACAUUUGGAGCAAUGUACCUAAUCAACUCUGCUACAAUUGUCAAUCAUGUAAAUCAGGGUUCUUGAAGACGAUUGAGCAACGAUGGACUCGUGUCGGAGUUUUUCUCAUCGUUAUGGCCGUUAUCUUUUUCGUCGUUCAUGUUAUUCGGUUUCUUGGUUUAAUGUUAGCUCAUCACUAA
Messenger RNA from Dioscorea cayenensis subsp. rotundata (Guinea yam), 909 nucleotides. RefSeq names its product tetraspanin-15. Gene Ontology annotation, biological process: auxin-activated signaling pathway. The record is from RefSeq and is a predicted model, not a curated record. Lineage: Eukaryota; Viridiplantae; Streptophyta; Magnoliopsida; Dioscoreales; Dioscoreaceae. Bases 1 to 909 code for a protein of 302 amino acids. Gene Ontology annotation, cellular component: plasmodesma; plasma membrane. The transcript has 2 exons.